AAGUUUAAUACAUAACUAUUUUAAAUGGAAGAGAGUGAAUUAAGGAAGCUCUUGCGAACUAAAAAUGGAUGUCGCAUUCCUGUUAUGCUACCAAUACCUGAUGUUGAUAAAGUCAAAGCAUUACCAUUUACCCCGUUACCACCCUACAACCGAAUCAAGGAAAAAAAAAAAAAAAUUAGACAAAUUUUAGAAGAGAAAGCGGCAGGUAGGAAGGUCACCGUUGCUCGUAUAUCAAUUGAACGAUAUGAACUCGAUAGAUUGGACAUAUCACAAGAAAGGCACAUAAAUGUGUUACGUGAAUGUGCUCAGAAUAUUCAACCUCCACCAAUGUUAAAAUCAUGGGAAAGGAUAAUAUGUAGCUUAAUUCCACUAAAAUUACGAAAUACUUAUCCCUCACUAAUGGAAGAACUUUUAAAUGAAAGCAAAGAUGAAUGGAAUCGGAACCUGCAUGAUUUGGCUGUGAAGACUGUAAUUCGUGAUGUCCCAGGAAUACCCCGGAAAAGAUAUGAAGAACCAUACUUUAAAUUUAACGGUGUUACUCCCAAUUAUCAUAAAAUGAUAAAAUUUCGUAAGAAACUAAAAUCUGGGUCUUUAUUACUUCAUCCAUUUAUACGACUUAUACUUGAAUCCUCGGAAAAAAUAUUUCCAGAAUUCAUAAUCGAUUUAUCAAAAUAUAGAACAAAAGGACCAUUAGACGUAGAUGAUUUUCAAGUUAAAAUAAUGGAAGAAAUAAAACGGUCUGAUUACUUGGUGUCUAGUACAUGGUAUUCUAUACUCGUUAACUGGCUAAAAAACCCGAGGUGUUUGAGGGGAAUGCAUCCAAAAAAAAUUAAAGAUUUUGUAAAAUGUGCAACAAAAAUGAUAUCUAUGCAGAUACAAGAAUUAAUGCGAAGAUCGAUAAACGCUAUAAUAGAAUCAUUAAAAGAUCCCGAAUCGGUACCCUUACUGAAUUUAGAAUUAGAUUUUAAUGGAGAAUUUCAUUAUGACCCAUCGCUCGACGAAAUGUAUAAUGUGUAUCACUCAAUCAUUAAUGCAAUUUCUAAUAUUGCACAAAGACUUAUGCCAAUUGAACAAUACAUUAAAAUACCCUACAAUCAUGAUGCUUUACCAGUGCAAUAUAACGCGUGGUUACAUAACAAUGGCCAUGAAAGAUUGCAAGUUCAACUAAAUAUUGUAUUUAAUCCACUGAAUGCAUAUUUAGACAAAUUAAGAGUUAAAUAUCAUAUGUUAUACGGUGAUGAAGCCAAAUUAAAACUAUUUAAAUUUAUUAAAGGAGCUAAAGAGUUUGAAGAGUCACAGGAAAGAAUAAUUUAUUUUCAAGGUAUUAAUUCUGAAAUAACAGCAAUUAUUGAAAACGAAUAUUUUAAUUGUGCAGUAGUUUGUCAAAGAAGAAUGAUAUCCGGAUUAAAAGAAAAAGCUACAGAAUUCGUAAAUGAUAUCAUUGCCGGCAUUGUAAAAACACACAUAGAUGAAAAUAAUAGCAUCUGCAAGGAGUUUGAAAUAAUUGCAGCCAAGGCUUUAAAAGAACCAGAAAAUGCAGCUGAGUUAGUUGAACAGGGUAUAUAUAUAUUACACGCAAAAUCUGUUUUGGUGGAAGAAUUAAAGGAAAGAAUUUUGAGACAAAUAAAUAUAAUUUCAAAUUUAUUAGAAAUGACGUCUCUAUCUCCAGAACAUGUAGCAUCUAAUACAAAAACUGUUAAUUGGAUAACAGACAUAAAACCUAUUUUUGAAAAGAAUGCUGCCUCAUAUGAAACCUUUAAAGCAGAAAUGGAAGAUAAUCUUUUAUCUAAAAUUGCAUAUAUAAAUAAAGAAGUUUUAGAAAUGACACCAUAUCUCGAACUAUUAGAUAAUAUGGACGAUAUUAAUCAUACUCUCGAGUAUUUGGAAUAUUUAAGAAAACUUGUUCAUCGUCUUGAAGAUUGUGAUAAUUUAGUUUCAUGGAUUAAUAAUGAAGAAACCACUUUUAAAUUUCCUAUAUCUAAUUAUCCAGAAUUAGAAGAAUUGAAAGAUUUUAUAAAACCUUUUCAUUGUCUUGUAUACUUGGUACAUAAAUGGAAACGUAGUUAUUAUACAUGGAUGGACGGUCCGUUUGAAUACUUAGAUCACGAACAAAUAGAACAAGAUCACGAUUACUAUUAUAAAGAAUUUUUAAAAUUGUCAAAGGCGUAUAAAGCUAAAAUUAAGCAACAAGUAUCGGAAGGGGUUGAGAAACGAUUUCAAGGUCUGGUAGAUGAUCCUGAUAUCAAUAACUUACCUGCACCGAUGAAGCUUUGUGCUCAAGCUAUAGCUGAAAUUAAGGAUUGGCGACCGAAUGUUCAAAUGGCUCACAUCAUGUGUAAUCCAGCGUUAGUACAGAGACAUUGGGAUGAAAUGUCAAAUAUUGCUGGAUUUGACUUAACACCUAAUGCUGGUACGUCAUUGAGAAAAAUUAUUAAUCUCAAUCUGUGGGACGAUCUUGAUCAGUACGAAAUUGUCAGCGUCGCAGCAACGAAAGAAUUAGCACUCAUAACAAAUUUGAAUAAGAUGAUGGCUGAAUGGGUUGAUAUUUGUUUUAAAACUAGUCCAUACAAAGAUACUGGAAUUCAUAUACUUACUGGCCUGGACGACAUACAAAGCGUUCUAGAUGAUCAUAUUGUGAAAACAAUCGGUAUGCGAGGUUGAGCAUUUGUAAAACCCUUUGAAUCUCAGGUAAGAGCAUGGUAUGAAAAGAUAACACGCGUUAACUUUACUAUAGACGAAUGGGGUAAAGUUCAAAGUCAAUGGCUUUAUUUGUUACCAAUAUUUUCAUCAAAAGACAUUGUUGCCCAAAUGCAAGAAGAAGGGGUAAUGUUUGUUGAAGUUAAUAAUAUUUAUCGUCGUUACAUGGGUUCUGUUGAUAAAGAUCCACAUGUGUUAGAAAUAGCCGGUGAAGCAGGUGUUCUGGAGUCUUUCAAAAUAGCUUCAAGUUUAUUGGAAAAAAUUAAUGAUGGUAUUAACAAUUAUUUAGAAAAGAAACGAUUAUUUUUUCCUAGAUUUUUCUUUCUAUCAAAUGAUGAAAUGUUAGAAAUUUUAUCUGAAACAAAAAAUCCUCUUAAAGUACAACCACAUCUAAAAAAAUGUUUUGAAGGUAUUAAUAGAUUAGUAUUUGAUCCUGAAUAUAAUAUAUCUGCUAUGAUAUCCAUGGAAGGAGAGCAAGUAGAGUUUUUAGAAACUAUCAGUGUAGCAGCGGCCAGAGGGUCUGUGGAAAAAUGGCUUAUUCAAGUUGAAGAUCAGAUGUUAAAAGCAGUUAAAUCAGAAACUGAGUUGUCGUACUACGAUUAUGCUAAUUUGAGCCGUGUAGACUGGAUAUUAUGUUGGGAAGGUAUGGUCGUUUUAGCGAUUUCUCAAAUUUAUUGGGCCGUUGAUGUUCAUGAAAGCUUAAAUACUCAUAAGUUGAGUGAAUUACAGGAAUUUCACAAAACAUUAACAAAACAACUUAACGAAACUGUUGCUGUUAUUCGAAGAUCUGACUUAUCUAAACUUAGUAGUAUAACAGUAAAAGCUUUAAUUGUAAUUGAUGUGCACGCUAAAGAUGUCAUACAAGAGCUUGUUGAAAAAAAUGUGACAGAAGUUACUGAUUUUCAAUGGUUAGCUCAGUUAAGAUACUACUGGGAAGAAGAAAGAGUUUUUGUUAAAAUAAUAAAUGCAGUUGUUAAUUAUGCGUAUGAAUAUUUGGGAAAUUCAGAUCGCUUAGUUAUAACACCGCUUACUGAUCGUUGUUACAGAACGUUAAUAGGGGCUUAUUACCUCCAUUUGAAUGGUGCGCCUGAAGGUCCAGCCGGAACUGGUAAAACGGAAACAACUAAGGAUUUGGCUAAAGCUCUGGCUGUUCAAUGUGUUGUUUUUAAUUGUUCUGAUGGCCUAGAUUAUAAAGCAAUGGGGAAGUUUUUUAAGGGCUUAGCUUCUUGUGGAGCUUGGGUUUGUUUCGAUGAGUUCAAUCGAAUUGAAGUUGAAGUUUUAUCAGUCAUUGCACAACAAAUACUGUGUAUAGUGCAAGCAGUCAGGCAGCACUUGGAAACAUUUGAUUUUGAAGGGACUAUGUUAAACUUAAAUCCCGCUUGCUACGUUUGCAUUACAAUGAAUCCAGGAUAUGCGGGAAGAUCUGAAUUACCUGAUAACCUAAAGGUAUUAUUUAGAACAGUCGCUAUGAUGGUUCCUGAUUAUGCAAUGAUAGGAGAAAUAUCAUUAUAUUCAUUUGGUUUUAUAGACGCUCGAAGUUUAUCGGUUAAAAUUGUUACAACCUAUCGUCUUUGUUCGGAGCAAUUAUCUUCUCAAAAUCAUUAUGAUUACGGUAUGCGUGCCGUUAAAACGGUUUUAUCUGCUGCAGGAAAUUUAAAAAGAAGCUUCCCUAACGAAAGUGAAAGUGUUUUAUUGCUCAGGUCAAUUACUGAUGUUAAUUUACCGAAAUUUUUAUCAUUUGAUGUUCCUCUGUUUGAAGGAAUAAUAUCGGACUUAUUCCCAGGAAUAACUUUGCCUAAACCGGAUUAUGAAAAUUUUUUAAAAGCCUGUAAUACUGUUUGCGAAAAAAAUAAUCUACAACCAAUAGACUGUUUUUUAUUAAAAGUUAUUCAAACAUAUGAAAUGAUGAUUGUGAGACAUGGUUUCAUGUUAGUAGGUGAUCCAUUUUCUGGAAAAUCUAUGACAUUAAAAGUUUUAUCUGAAGCUUUAACCUUAAUGGCUGAACGAAAUCAAUUAGGUGGUUGUGAGUGUACAUAUAAAGUUCUUAACCCAAAAGCAGUUACUAUGGGUCAACUAUAUGGGGCAUUUGAUCCCAUUUCAUAUGAAUGGACAGAUGGUAUUGUAGCUACUAUGUUUAGAGACUUUGCAUCAGAAGAUACCCCUGUAAGAAAAUGGAUAGUAUUCGAUGGACCUGUAGAUGCAGUAUGGAUAGAAAAUAUGAAUACUGUUUUAGAUGACAACAAAAAGCUUUGUUUAACUUCAGGUGAAGUGAUGGCAAUGUCAAAUGUGAUGUCAAUGAUUUUUGAAGUUAUGGAUCUAGCACAAGCUUCUCCUGCCACGGUGUCAAGGUGUGGUAUGAUUUAUAUGGAGUCCGCCUCAUUUGGUUUUGAACCAUUUUUUAAGUCAUGGUUAAAUACUCUUAACCCCGUUUGGUUAGAGGAAAAUGAAGAUUACAUUUUUAAUAUGUGUGCAUGGUUAUUUGAACCAUCAGUUUAUUUUGUUCGAAAACAGUGUAUUCAACUAGUUACUGCUGGUGAUGUUAACCUAAUAAUAAGCACUUUACGGCUUAUAGAAAUGUUGAUGGAUAAUGCCGUUGAAGGAGAAGAGGACACUAAGUACACUAGAACAUGGUUCUUAGCUUCAUUUAUGACAGCGUUGGUUUGGGGUAUUGGUGGGAUAUUAAAUACAGAUUCACGUGAUAGAUUUGACGAAUUCUUAAAAACGUAUUUCAGAGGGGAAAAUGGAAUCCCACCUGAGAUAGAAAAACUUGAUGUUUCAAUUCCUGGUGAAGGAUCGAUAAUAGAUCAUUUUUAUAUGUACAAGGGUAAAGGGUGUUGGAAACCUUGGCCAGAUGCUGUUAAAGCAGUCCAAGUGAAGGAGCAGAUUAAUUUAUUACAGACGAUAAUACCUACGUUAGAGACUGAAAAAUAUUUAUUUCUUUUAAAAUUGCACACAAAAUUUUCAAAACCUUUAUUAUUAAUAGGGCCUACUGGAACCGGUAAAAGUUUCUAUGUUCAAAAUUUUUUAAUGAGCGUUGAUUUGGAAAAAUUUACCCCAGGUUUUAUAACAUUUACGACAACAACUUCAGCAAAUCAAACUCAAGAUUUGGUUCUCUCCAAAUUAGUAAAACGAAGAAAAAACAAUUAUGGUCCUACAAAGGGUAAACAAGCUAUUAUCUUUAUUGAUGAUAUGAAUAUGCCUGCUAAAGAAGUAUAUGGCGCUCAGCCUGCUAUUGAAUUAUUAAGAUUGUAUUUCGAUCAAAAACAUUGGUAUGAUCUUAAAACUACAGAAAAGCUAUUUAUAUACGAUACCUUCUUUUAUGGAGCAAUCGGCCCAGUUGGUGGAAGCAGACAGUUAAUAUACCCAAGAAUGUUACGACAUUACAAUAUAUAUUCAAUCAAUGAGUUUUCAAAAGAAAGUAUGUCUAAAAUAUUUACAUCAUUGUUACAAUUAGGUUGGCGUAGAAAUGGAUUUGGUCAAGACACUCAACCUGUGAUAACAAAUAUAAUAGCUGCAACUAUGAAUAUAUAUGAUCAAGCUACGGAAGGUUUAAGACCAACACCUGCAAAAUCACAUUAUAUAUUUAAUUUACGCGACUUUUCAAGAGUUAUUCAAGGCUGUGCACUUUUACGGAGAGAAUCCGCUGAAAAUAAAAAAACAUUUACAAGAGUAUGGGUUCAUGAAAUAGUACGUGUUUUUUAUGAUAGACUAGUUGACGAAUCUGAUCGUUUAUGGUUCUUCAAUUUAUUACGAAAAUCAACACAAGACUUUAUGAAAGACACUUUUGAUUCAGCCUUGGAUACAUACCAAAACGAAAAAGGAGAAGUUACUCAAGAAAAUCUCAAAAAAAUGAUGUUUGGUUGUUACAUGGAUACAGAUAGCGUUGAAGGAGAACGAAAAUAUGAAGAAAUACCUUCAAAAGAGGUGUUUUUAAACAUAGCUAUAGCGAUGUUGGCGGAGUAUAAUACUAUGCAUAAGGCUAAGAUGACCAUUGUAUUAUUUGAUUAUGCUCUAGAACAUUUGUCGAAAAUAUGUAGACUACUAUCAAUGCCGUCGGGGAAUGCUUUACUUGUGGGAGUAGGAGGUUCUGGCCGUCAGUCACUUACUAGACUAGCCAGUACAAUUCUCGGUCAACAGGUGUUUCAACCAGAAAUAACUAAAUCUUAUAGUGUUAAAGAUUGGCGUGACGAUAUCAAAUUAGUAUUACGCGAAUCAGGUGGUUUGAACAAGGAUACAACAUUUUUAUUUACUGAAAAUCAAAUAAAAGAGGAAGUAUUUAUUCAAAACCUAGACAGCUUAUUAAAUUCAGGUGAAGUUCCUAAUCUGUACGGGUUAGAUGAAAUUCAGGAAAUUCUUGAAUUAGUUCGAUUAGCAGCUCAAGGAGGAAAUAGAAAUCUUGAUAUAAGUCCUUUGCAGAUUUUGUCUUUUUUUAUUGGUAGAUGUAAAGCCAAGUUACAUAUUGUUUUAUGUUUUAGUCCCAUUGGAAGUUCUUUUAGAACUAGAUUGCGACUUUACCCUUCUCUUGUAAAUUGUUGCACUAUUGAUUGGUUUGAUAGUUGGCCUGAAGAUGCAUUAGAAAUGGUAGCUCAUUACUAUAUGGUCAAAGUAAACGUACCCGAUAAAGUAAAGACUGCUGCGGUUGUUGCAUGUAAGCAAUUUCAUGUAGAUUCAAGAAUAGUGUCAAACGAUUUUUUUAAUCAAUUUGGUAGAAAGACUUAUAUAACAUCCGCAUCGUAUUUAAAUCUGAUUAAAUCAUUUACAAUAUUAACUAACAAAAAGCAAAGAGAGUUAAGAGCAGCUAAGUUAAGAUAUACAAAUGGUCUAGAUAAACUUGGCCAAGCAGCAGAUGCAGUAGCAAUUAUGCAACAUGAUUUAAAUGCUUUAAAACCGCAGUUAAUAGUUAUGGCCGCGAAAUCAGCAAAAAUGAUGGAAGAAAUAGCAGUCGAAACAGCUACUGCUGACAAAGCUGCAGCACAAGUAAGAGAAGAUCAAAAAGUUGCUAAUGUUCAGGCAGCAGCUGCGCAAGAACUUAAGAAAGAUUGCGAGGCCGAUUUAGCUUUAGCACUGCCUAUUUUAGAAGAUGCUAUUGCAGCUUUAAAUACUCUCAAGCCUGCUGAUAUAACUAUUGUCAAAUCUAUGAAGAAUCCCCCAGCCACCGUAAAACUAGUUAUGGCUGCUGUUUGUGUUAUGAAGGGAAUACCACCUGAUAAAAUACCUGAUCCUGAUAACCCAGGAAAAAAAAUUUUUGAUUACUGGGGACCUAGUAAAAGAAUUUUAGGAGACAUGGGUUUCUUGGACUCCCUUAAAAAUUUUGAUAAAGAUAAUAUACCAAUAGCUACAAUGCAAAAAAUUAGAAAAGAAUAUCUUUCUCACAAAGAUUUUAAGCCACACAUCAUAGCUAAAGCUUCUACAGCUGCUGAAGGUUUGUGUAAGUGGAUUAUUGCAAUGGAUAUGUAUGAUGCAGUGGCCAAAGUUGUAGCUCCAAAAAAAGCAAAGUUGGAAGCCGCUGAGAGAGAAUUUUCUGAAACAAUGGCUAUUUUGGAAGAAAAAAAAGCUACCGUUGCUAGAUUAGAAGCCAAACUAGCAGAAUUAAACGAAGCAUUGGAAGAAGCUAAUAUUAAAAAGAAAGCUUUAGAAGAUGAAGUGCAAUUAUGUGUUGAUAAAUUGUGUCGAGCAGAGAAACUUAUAGGUGGUCUUGGUGGCGAGAGGGUUAGAUGGACAUUAGCAGCUGAAAAUUUGCAACGUUUGUAUGACAAUCUGGCAGGUGACAUCCUUGUCUCUUGUGGUAUAAUUGCAUAUUUGGCACCGUAUACUUUGCCUAUUAGGAAUGCCGUAUUAGUUAAAUGGCGAGAUUUAAUUAUAAAGCUUGAAAUGCCACAUUCCGAACAAUUUAUUUUCAAAGAUAUUCUUGGAACGGAUAUUAAAAUACAAAAUUGGUGUAUUGCGGGAUUACCUUGGGAUUCAUUUUCCAUAGAUAACGCUGUCAUACAAGAUAAUUCGUUAAAAUGGUCUUUACUUGUUGAUCCACAAGGGCAAGCUAACAAAUGGAUUAAAACUAUGGAAAAAUCUAAUGAUCUGCAAGUUAUGAAAUUUACUGAUAGUAAUUACAUGAAAGUUAUAGAAACUUGUUUAGAGUACGGAAAACCUGCCCUAAUAGAUUGUAUAUUGGAAGAUAUAGAAGCUCCUUUAGAUCCAGUUUUAUUGAAGCUUACUUAUACACAAGGAGGAAAAGAAUUUAUAGCUUUAGGAGAAAAUAUUAUUGAGUAUCAUCCUCAUUUUAGACUGUAUAUGACAACAAAACUACGAAAUCCACACUAUUUACCUGAAGUUUUUAAUAAAGUAACUUUGAUUAAUUUCGCUCUUACGAAAGAUGGAUUAGAAGAUCAGUUACUUGGGAUAGUAGUUGCUAAAGAACGACCUGAUUUGCAAGAAAAACGUGAAAAAUUAAUUGUUCAAGGUGCAGCUAAUAGAGCAGCUUUAAAACAAGUAGAAGAUGAUAUAUUACGUACAUUACAAGAAUCGAAAGGAGAUAUAUUAGAAGACGAGACGGCUAUCGAAGUUUUAGAUUCUUCUAAAAUAUUAGCUAUUGAUAUAAUGAAGAAACAAGAAGCUUCCGUUGAGACUGAAAUCAUAAUUGAAAAAUUUAGGCUUGGUUAUAGACCUAUAGCAUCACAUUCGGCGGUCCUUUACUAUUGUGUUACUGAGUUACCAAAUGUGGACCCUAUGUAUCAAUACUCUUUGACUUGGUUCAUAAAUUUAUAUAUAAUUUCAAUUGAAAAUGCAAACAAGUCUAAAGAUUUAGAAAAACGGUUAAAAUUCUUAAAAGAAACAUUUACAUAUAAUUUAUAUAGCAACGUUUGUAGGUCAUUAUUUGAUAAGGAUAAACUGAUGUUUUCCUUUAUUAUGUGCUCUAAAAUGAUGUUAUCUACAGGUGAAAUGGACCACGAUGAGUAUAUUUUUCUUAUAACUGGAGGAAUAGCCGUAGAAAACUUGCUAAAAAAACCUAUUGACUGGUUGCCAGAUAAGGGUUGGGAUGAAAUUUGUCGCUUGAAUGACUUACCGUCAUUUAAAGUUUUUAAAGAUAGUUUUAUUACUACUAAAAAUAAAUGGAAAGAAGUAUACGAUGAUCUGGAACCUCAUCGAAAAACAUUUCCAGGUGGGUGGGAUGAAAAGUUAACUAACUUUCAAAAACUCUUGGUUGUAAGAGUUUUGAGACCAGAUAAGUUAACAUUCGCUAUUUCUGAUUUUGUAGAAAAACAGAUGGGCCAAAAAUACAUUACACCUCCACCGUUCGAUAUAGGUAAAUCAUUUGGAGAUUCAAACUGCUUAGCUCCUUUGAUAUUUAUUCUUUCCCCCGGUUCUGAUCCAAUGGGAGCUUUAAUUAAAUAUUGCGACAAAAUGGGUUAUAUUCACAGAUUUAAUUCGAUAUCCUUAGGUCAAGGUCAAGGUCCAAUUGCCAAAGCAAUGAUAGAAAAAGCCCAAUUAGAGGGUGGUUGGGUAUGUUUACAAAAUUGCCAUUUAGCAGUAUCCUGGUUACCUGUUUUAGAAAAAAUUGUUGAGGGUUUUGAUCUAACAAAUACUGAUCUAAGUUUUCGCUUAUGGCUCACCAGUUACCCGUCUGAUAAAUUUCCACAGUCUGUUUUGCAAGUAGGUGUUAAAAUGACAAAUGAGCCCCCAACGGGUCUUCAGCAUAAUUUAAAUAGAUCUUAUUUAUCAGAGCCAUUAAAAGAACCUGAGUUUUUUGAAGGUUGCCCCGGGAAAGAUAAACCUUUUAGUAAGCUUUUAUAUGGAAUUAGUUUUUUUCAUGCGGUUGUGCAAGAAAGAAAAAAGUUUGGUCCACUUGGCUGGAAUAUACAAUACGGUUUCAAUGAUUCUGAUUUCCAUAUAUCAGUAAUGCAACUGCAAAUGUUUUUAAAUCAAUACGAAGAAAUACAGUACGUUGCUAUAAAAUAUUUAACAGGAGAAUGUAAUUAUGGUGGUCGGGUGACUGACGAUUGGGACAGAAGACUAAUCGUUACUAUUUUAGAUAAUUAUGUCAAUUCCGGUGUUGUCAAUGAACCUAAUUAUUUAUUUUGUGAUUUAGGAUCACAAUACGGAUUACCACGUAGAUGCGAGUAUCAAGACUACCUAAAACACAUUGAAACAGUUCCUGUUAAUCCCCCACCCGAAGUAUUUGGAUUACAUAUGAAUGCAGGUAUAACUCGAGACUAUUCAAUUUCCGUCGCUUUAACUACUGCUUUGGUUUUAGUUGAAGGUACUACUAGUGGGGCUGAAGGUGGAAAUAUCGAAACCAUACUUACGCAAAUGGCUUCCGAAAUUUUAUCUAAAUUACCAUUAGCAUUUGACAUAGAACUGGCACAGAAGAGAUAUCCAGUAGAUUACAGUGAAUCAAUGAAUACAGUACUUAUUCAGGAAAUGCAACGUUUUAAUAAAUUAUUGAAUGAAAUCAGGAGCUCUCUCAUAGAUCUUCAAAAAGCAGUUAAAGGUGUUAUUGUUAUGUCUCCAGCGUUAGAUUUACAGUCCAAUGCUAUGUUAUUAGGCAAGAUACCAGACAAUUGGUCAAAGGUUUCCUACCCCAGCUUGAAACCGCUACCAAGUUAUGUUGCAGAUUUUAUUGAGCGAUUAGCAAUGUUAGAAAAUUGGUUUCAAAAAGGAAAACCACCUACAUUUUGGCUAUCAGGUUUUUUCUUUACUCAAGCAUUUCUUACUGGAUCUAUUCAAAAUUAUGCUCGUUCAAAAAAAAUUCCAAUAGAUUUGUUAAUAUUUGACUUUAAAGUUCUUCGCGUUGAUUGUGAACAAUUUCCGCCGGAUUACGGAGUAAAUGUUAAUGGCUUUUUUAUGGAUGGAGCUCGAUGGGAUCGGCAAACUUAUUCAAUUGGAGAACAAUUUCCGAAAGUUUUAAAUGAUACCAUGCCAGCUGUCUGGUUAUAUCCGAAAUUAAAACAGGAUUUUCAAGAGGGCAGCAGGUAUAAAUGCCCAUUAUAUAAAACCUUGGAGAGGAAAGGUGUAUUGGCAACAACUGGGCAUUCGUCUAAUUUUGUUUUAGCGUUCUAUUUACCUUCAGAUAAACCUACGGCUCAUUGGAUAAAACGUAGUGUAGCUCUCAUUCUUCAGUUAGAUAAUUGAAUUCUGUGUUUUCUCACUCGAUUAUUAUUUUAGUAAAACCUACGAAUUUCUCAAUUCGCGCUCUGACAUUGAUAAGCGUUGAAUGAUACCAAAAACUAUUAUGUAAUUCCUCAGGCUGUCAUUGAGAAUGAAAAAUAUUUUCAUAAAUAAAAUAAAAAAUGAUACAAUAUGUUCUUGAACAAAAGAUUAAACACAAUGCUUGAUUACAUAAAAACUAAGACAAACACACAAAAUGGUUUUUAAAAUGUUAUCUUAUGAUACAAUGCGUGUUAAGCUUUUUUAGGUUCUUAAUAGUAACUAAUUGACUUUCUAAUAAUGUUUUACCUAUAACCUGAAUAUGUA
This is a messenger RNA of Nymphalis io (European peacock), 12165 nucleotides long. RefSeq names its product dynein axonemal heavy chain 12 (gene Dhc62B). Gene Ontology annotation, cellular component: dynein complex. NCBI's taxonomy places the organism in Eukaryota, Metazoa, Arthropoda, Insecta, Lepidoptera, Nymphalidae. Gene Ontology annotation, molecular function: dynein light intermediate chain binding; minus-end-directed microtubule motor activity; ATP hydrolysis activity. The transcript has 2 exons. Gene Ontology annotation, biological process: microtubule-based movement. The record is from RefSeq and is a predicted model, not a curated record.